AUGAACGGCGCGGUGGCCCAAGCUACCGCCGUCCUGGGCGUGACAUACUGUAUGUCUGAUCUAAACAACUAUCCGGAGGCCGAGUUCAUCCCAAAGGUCAUGCAGAUUGCCGUCGACGAGAUCAACAACAAUACUGCUAUUUUGCCAAAUGUGUCCCUCGCAUUCGUUAUCCGCGAUUCGCUGGAUGCGACACCACAGGGGAUAGCAAAUAUUCUGCAGCUCAUUCAGUCUGACGGCGUAUCGGCCAUCAUCGGAGACACACGUAGCGAGCUCACGCAGUACGAGGCCCAGGUUUCGGGUUACUAUCGGAAAGCCCAGUUUGGGCUCCAAACUGCAGCAACAACUCUUUCGAACAGAACACUGUAUCCGUCGCUGGUCAGUCUUAUCGAGCCCAACAAACUCUACAUCCAAACCUGCCUUGCCUUUGUGGUGGCUAUGGGUUGGAGGAGGAUAGCAAUUGUGUAUGGACGCGACACAUCAGGAAUGGGAGCUUUAGCCGAUGCUGAGGUUAUUGCCAAUCAACUUGAUUUGGCAGUCAUUCUGAAACAGGGCUUUUAUGGAGCAACACAGGGAGAUCGCAGCGAAUUGGUGAUUCCUCUCCAAAAUCUGAAGGAAUCUGGGGCAAAUAUCAUAUUGCUAUGCGCUUCGCCAUGGUACAGCGCCGACUUAUAUUUGAGCGCUUACAAUAUCGGCCUUGUUGGUCGAGACUAUGUAUGGAUGGGGCUGAACGAGCCCUACUAUGACUUCUUGAAUGUCUCCUGGUUCCAGGACGACCCCGUCCUUGCAUCUCAGGGAUAUAUCACAGCUACCCAAGUUUCAAUCGAUGGGCCGGGCUUCAAGAACUUCAGCGCCAAAUGGGCAGCGCUGGUCGCAGGAGAUCCCGCCGUAUAUCCACCGAUGAAUGAGGACAGCUUCGGAGAUGCGCUGAGAUCACUCUAUGACGUUAUUUACAUUAUCGCCUUGGCAUGGACGGAUUUGAUACACAAGAGCCCUUCAAUGAGCUUCCACGAGCUACUUUGGAUCAACUAUACUUACAUUGCUCAGUACGUCAAGGACCUCACAUUUGACGGUGCGAGUGGCAUACUAAGCUUCGACAGCCAAGGAAUCAUGGAUAGACCCUUUCUUAUCCAGGCUUACCAAGGAGCAAAUAGCAGCAGCACAAAUUUGAAUACAAUUGCACUGUAUGAAAACGGCACAAUCAACUUGAAAUGUAGCGGCUGUCGAUUCCUCAAUAACGACGGAACGUCAUUUAUACCUCUUGAUUACACCAACAUAAACUGUCCCCCAGGAUGGGAGCCGUUCCUCUCAAACCUUGGUGAAUGGAUAUGCACCCCGUGUUUAUCUGGAACAUACAAUCUCAACUACAACUCGUCCUGCCUUCCGUGUCCAACUGGAGCAACAUGUUCUGGAAGCACCCUCAUGGUCACGGAAAACUACUGGUACAACCCACGUGCGCAGGAUAUUACCAGUGCAUUCCUCUACUGUGGAUCCGACAAUCGCUGCUGCUCCGGUACAUGUCCAAUAUCAGAGAACAACACUUGCUCAAACAAUCACUUUGGAGUCCUUUGCGGAAGCUGUCCGAAUGGAAUGUACGAAUGGAGCGGCCGAUGCGUCUACUGCAACAAUACGGUUCAAAAUACUCUGAUGUACACCUUCACGUUCCUUCUGACCUUUAUUGGUGUUGGGAUCAUCUACAUCAUUCCACCGUCCAAGGACAACUUUUUCGUGGAUCUGCUCUUCAUCUACCAGAUAUCGUUCAUGUUCAAUUUCAGCGAUAACAACUUGAUCCAAAGUAGCCUGUCGAUCUUGAGCUUCAACACAAAUAUCAGUAUCAGCAGCGGAUGCAUUUUCCCGUUCACCUCGCUUCUCAAGAUGAUCUCGAGUUUCUUCAUUCCGGUUGCGAUGUUUGUGUGCCAAAUCCUCUGGUACAUCAUCGCGAGAAUAAUUCUGUCAUUGGAGCCUCGUUCGCAUCUGGCCAAAAAGACUAUCAGGACGUGGCUGCACUACUUUCCUCAUCUCAAGGGCGGCCUCGGCAACUCCAACAUCGGAGUGAUGUUGACGAUAUUGCUGUUCUGCUACACGCCAGUAUACAACGCAGCCGUCAACAUCCUCUCGUGCCGACAAGUCGAGGGAUACCCACCGGUAGUGUGGAGCUAUCCAUCAAUCCAGUGCUGGGUCGGAUAUCACCUGGUCUUCAGCAUUAUCGCCGGCGUGUUGUUGGUCGCCCUCGGCCUUGUUCUUCCAAUCUCAAUCUACAAACAUGUGACUCGCCACUACAAGGGCGAGGCCACAGAGAAAGCCGUCCCGAAGCCAGCUCAGAUCGACCCAUACCAAAUCCUGUACUGCUGCUACACACCAGGGUGGUACUGGUGGAUGCCUAUUGAUCUGGUCGAGCGCUCGGUCGUCAGCGGUGUUCCGGUUCUUAUUCAGUCUCGAGGAGAGUAUGUGACCACGUAUUGCGUGGUCAUACUGCUGUGGAUGUUUCUCUUGAUCCGGGUCUUUACGAUGCCGUAUCGGUCUCCCGUCGACAACUCGGUCAAGAUCGUUGGAUACACCGCCCUGAUCCUUCUUGGAUCCUUUCGAUUGCAAGUUACAUACUUCUUCCAAACUUUCCAAGUGCAAAUAUCCACCCCGCUCGGCCAGGAGCUUGCUUGUUUGGUCCUCCCCAUGAUCAUUUUGUUUCCUAUGAAGUUCUACGAAAAGGUCAUCCCAAAGCUCAUCAAGAUCCGAAGCAGGAUCCGGUCGAAAGGGUCGCGCUCGAGCUCCGCCACUAUCUAAGGCUCAAUGGCACCUGCGUGUCGAGUCAUCUUCCGAGCUGCCCACCUCUUUGAUGAGAUGGGUUCAGACGCAAUCAAGACCAUGGCGUCCCUCAUAUGUCGCCCCGGCUGUUCCAAUGCUCGUCCGCCGUCCCUCCUGUUGUCGCCUUUGUGAACCAUUCCCCAGGUCCAUCAUCCCACCAUUCGACCCCGCCAUCUCCCGAGGGCAUCCUCUGUCGCCCAGUCCGACUCUCCUGUCAGCAUUCCCACAGACGCAACAAUGUUCAUGUCCGCGGUCGUGA
Polychytrium aggregatum is the source of this 3058-nucleotide messenger RNA. RefSeq names its product periplasmic binding protein-like I. The transcript is spliced from 24 exons. Gene Ontology annotation, biological process: G protein-coupled receptor signaling pathway. NCBI's taxonomy places the organism in Eukaryota, Fungi, Chytridiomycota, Chytridiomycetes, Polychytriales. The record is from RefSeq and is a predicted model, not a curated record. Bases 1 to 2778 code for a protein of 925 amino acids. Gene Ontology annotation, cellular component: membrane; G protein-coupled receptor heterodimeric complex. Gene Ontology annotation, molecular function: G protein-coupled GABA receptor activity.